Messenger RNA from Hymenoscyphus albidus, 672 nucleotides. The record is from the annotation of a GenBank genome assembly. NCBI's taxonomy places the organism in Eukaryota, Fungi, Ascomycota, Leotiomycetes, Helotiales, Helotiaceae.
AUAAUGGCGGCAUGGGCAUUUAUGGAUGUUGGCGCAUGGAUGAUGCGAAUUGCGAAUAGCUGUCCAAACUGGGAACUUUGGUGUUGGCCUGACCGGAACAAGGCAUCAAUGCAACCUUAGCGUCUUGUCUCAACUUCAACCUCGCAACUACCCAAACCACUCCGGACAAGUAGUACAACCAAUUGAACACACAAUAUGGCGUCUGGAUAUGGAUAUAAUGGAGGUAAGGAUUUAAUGACCACACAUAGGUUCUGCCGAGGAUUCAGGAGCUCAAAUUGGGGCUCAAUGGCUAAUCCACGCUCACAGGAACCUCCCGAUGCUUUCCCUUCUGGCAAGAGGUUCUAGCUUGCUAUGUCGUCAACACAAACUCUGAGGACGAUUCGGGAAAGAAAAAGUGUGUGCCUGUGUUGGAGGAUUACUAUGAGUGUUUGCACCACAAGAAAGAGGUGAGUGGGAGAGCUAUAUGGCGUGUCGGGAUGCUGGACUGGGCUGAUGAGACCCAACCACGUAGGCAUCGAGAAUUCGAGCUUUACAAAUCGCAUACCGCAGGGCUGAAACAGAAACGCCUCGCGACAACGUACCACCAGCGGGAGCAAUUCGAAGUUUGGGGUUGUUAGAUAAGGAAGAAGAUACCAAGAGUGCACCCAAAUGAGCGAACGACGCUGGGAAGGG